AUGAAGAGCAGCCCUUAUAGGCCCCUGAUCCUGCAGAGACGGAAGCUGCCUCUCUCCCAUGGGGAUGCCUCCUCUGGCGCUCUGGCAGGAGAGGAGGGCUCCGGGGGGCAGGGCAAUGGGCCCCUUCGCCACCAACAGGCAAGGGCAGGGGAGCGCAGCACAAAGAGGAAGACACCUGGGACCCUCCAACUCCCUGCUGGGAUCAAGACAACUGACCCUCCGCCGGCAGCCCUCCCUGCUGGCCGGAAUGUCCUGACCAUCAUGGAAGCUCUGGCGGUAGCCCAAGGGAAAGAAUGGGGCAGCUCCAAGCCAAACAAAUCGAUUCCUCUCAGCAGUGGGAGCAGCUCUCCCGCUGUGGAAGCUCGAGAACUGGACCAGCCAUUCAGAUCUGAAGAUCAGCACAGCAGUCCCUCUAACAAAGCACUGGAAGAAGACGAUGCUGGACCAAGCUCUGGGGCAACGAAAGGGCCGGCAGUUUGGGCCUCAGAAUCGCCAUCUCUCGAGGGACAAGAGCAGGAAGGAAACAGCAGUAGAGAAGCUCCAAGUUGCGAACUGGACAGCAGUCUGACCAACAUCCAGUGGCUGGGCAAGAUGAGCUCCGACGGCCUGAGCGCCUGCAGUCUGACCAAAGGGACAGAGAAGGAGAACCAGACACCCAAGCCGGAAGCUGCUGUCCAAAUGGAAAGAGAUGCAGCACCUUCCUCCUCCUCGGCCUCGUGGCUGGAGGCCUUCACUGAGCGACCACCCUAUUCCUACAUGGCCAUGAUCCAGUUUGCCAUCAACAGCACAGAGAGGAAGCGCAUGACGCUAAAAGACAUCUACGCCUGGAUUGAGGACCAUUUCCCUUACUUUAAGCAUGUGGCAAAGCCAGGCUGGAAGAACUCUAUACGGCACAAUCUUUCCCUUCAUGACAUGUUUGUGCGGGAGACCCUUGCCAACAGCAAAACCUCCUUCUGGACUAUUCACCCUGAAGCAAAUCGCUACCUGACCCUGGACCAGGUGUUCAAGCAGCAAAAGCGGCGCACUGCUGAUCUGCAGAAGAACCCGGGGAGCACAGGUGGGAACCCGGCCGAGCCCCACCCUGCCUGCCGCAAAAUGAAGCCAUUGCUGCCCCGCGUCAGUUCCUACCUGGUUCCGGUCCAGUUUCCUCUGAGCCAGUCUCUCCUCCUCCCGCCUUCCACCAAGAUCCCACUGCUUGUGACCCAGAGCACCUCCGAGCCUGCACAGAGCAGCAAGCGGGUACGCAUCGCUCCCAAGGUGUUGCCAACUAGUGUGAAGCCACCCCUGUUUUCCCCUGCCGUCUCCAUAAAAGAAGAGGCUUCUUGUGGGGAAGACUCCUCUCCUCCAUCUGCUUCCCACCAGCCCGCAAAGGAGGAUGCCCGUCAGAGCAACAGAGAGCUGCUCCCCGCAGGCCUGGCUAUAAAAAAGGAAAGGGGCUUUUCCCGGUCUGGGGCAGGGGCCGCUCCAUCGCGCGCAGCGUUGCCCGGGGAGGAGCUGCCAGGGCCAGGGGAGGGAGAGCUUGGCUUGCUCCUCCCGGUGCCCAAAAGGCAGAGGGGGCGGCUUGGAGCCCUGGAGCAGCCCUCCCAGGAGACACCUGAGCUGCAGGGGCACAAGUGGCAUCGCAGGAAGCAGCUCUUGGCCCCGCCUCACCCGGAAGAGCCCGUCCUGCUCCUGCCAUCCAGCCGGGCUGCUUUGGAUCCGUUCACACUGGGACAGCCCCACAGUUCUCCCUUGGAGCAAGGUGGUCGUCCUCUGGGAAGUGCGACCCGCAUGAACUGCUCUCGAGAGUGUGGCCCAUGCAGAACUCCUGCACAAGAGACGUUUGGCAAGCAGCCAGCUUCUUCCCCCCCUUGUGAAAGGCCCACUGGUGCCCCUGCCCUGACGCUGGCUGGUCCCUCCCUCAAGGAAGACAGCGCCCCAGAUCUGAGCCCCCGGAGGAGCCCUCCAGCCCCACUGCUGUCCCUCCAGCAGAACCCAGGCCUUAGCACUUCCCUGGGGCUGUCCUCGUGUGACUCCCCUCAGCCCCCGCUUCUGCAUCCAGAAGCCAGCACCAUGCUCUCAGGGCCACUGGCAAGCUCUCCUUCCUCCAGCAGCCAGUCACCGCCAGAGUUCCAGGCCUCUCUCCUCCUCCUCUCCCCGGGCAACUGUCCCCCCCCAGCAGAGGGCCUCUUCCUGGAUCCCAUGAAUGAGAGCCUGAGCAAAGUCCUGCUGGACGUCAGUUUCCCGGGCUUUGAUGAGGACAGUCUGGGGGCUCCUGAUCUCAGCUGGUCACACCUCUUGCCUGAUCUGAAAUGAGGAGGAGGGGCCUGCUUUCGCUGUGGCCCACAUUCCGCCUUAGCUGUGCUGCAUCACCAGGCUGUGGCCGGUUCCUGGGGUUGGCCACAGGCUGCUUAGAGCUCCUCUGGAUGCUGCUCUGGACGAGGCAGAGGAUGUGGGGGGCAAAGCAGCAGGGGCCGGGCUGUAAAUAUUAGCACUUUGUAAAUGGGGACCCCGAUGCACCCUGGGCUUUGGGUGUGUGAGAAAGGGAAAUGGAGCCAAUUUCUUGGAAGCCCACUUUGCUCAAGUCACCAGAAGCAUGGCUGGCCAUUCCCUGAGGGGGCUUCUAUGGCAGCUCUUGUGCCUGGCUCUUGGCUAACCCAGCGGAUUAGGAAGCGUAUAUUUGACAAGCAAAGCCCGACAUUAGAGAGCCACCCUUUGUCUUUCCUUGAAGAAAUCGAGCUGCUGAAGCCCUUCUCCUCAAGCCCCCAACACUUGACAUGUGACACCCCCACUGAGGGGUCUGGGCCUGGAGCAACACGCCUCUGAUAUGCGCGUGGAGUGACUUUGCAGAACACUUCCUCCUAACCGUGGCCUGGAGCUGUUGCCUUCCAACUCAAGCUCCCACAUCAGUAGAAUUUCCCCCUGGCGCAUCAAGGCCCAGCAAAACAGUGGGCUGGUCCAGAUGCUCUAAGACCCUCGCUUGGGCAUCUUCUCAUGGACGGGCGGAGAGGGGCUCUGAGGAAGCACCGAGAUAUUUCAUGUUCACAACAUACCAGUGUAAAUUGUGCCCCUCUUUUGUAUUGUAUAUUUAAAACUGAAAACUCUGUGAUGUGUAAUUUUCUAUUAUGAACAAGUGAGACCUCAACAAACGGGCCCACGUAGAACUAUUUCAGCCAUAUUCUUCACCCGUGUCUCUGAUAACAACCUCUGCAAUAAAACCCCAGAAGAUGGGC
Molecule: messenger RNA, 3212 nt
Organism: Heteronotia binoei (common prickly gecko)
Lineage: Eukaryota; Metazoa; Chordata; Lepidosauria; Squamata; Gekkonidae
Gene: FOXM1
Product: forkhead box M1
Exons: 7
Coding region: 1-2295 (764 amino acids)
Biological process (GO): regulation of DNA-templated transcription; G2/M transition of mitotic cell cycle
Molecular function (GO): sequence-specific DNA binding; DNA-binding transcription factor activity
Source: RefSeq, a predicted model, not a curated record